AUGGCUGAAGGCAACUACGAACUCAAGCAAUUAUCGAUGGAUGGUCCUGACAAAAAUUAUGAGUAUGCUGAGUUCGAAGGAGAUCGUAAGCUGAGAGUGGUUGAUUACGUUCUGGUCUAUGAAAUGAAGGAUAGUGAAGACUCGAACGAACAGCAUAAUGAAACUGGAACAAAGGAGUGGAGAAGAGAAGCCUAUGAAAAGAAUUUAGAGGAAACAGGUCUGGAACUGGAACGCCGUAAGGGAAUUUUUUGUAGCAACGCAUGCUUCACGUUGGUGCAUGCUCCAUUCGACCUGUUAAUGAGACAAGCCGAGGCGAUGGGCAUUAAAAUGCCUUUUCAAGAGGACAAUAUCCAGAAAAAUGAAAGGAUGGUAAAAAUGGGCUGCAUAGAUAGAUACUACGAUCGUUUGAAGUUUCUCAAAUUUGACGAAGGAAUAUCUAAGCAACUCGAAGGGCGACACUUUUUUACGAGACCAUUCAUCAAGGAACGACUCGAAACUUAUGUAGGGCAUGAGCAUCAUGAUACAUUUUUUGAAAGUGCUGAACGAAGUCGAAUGGUUUAUGAUUUGUUAUUGCGUACAAAAUAUGGAGACGAGAAACGCCAGUCACGUGAUAAGUCAAACAAGAAUGAUCGGGAAAUGCUCUAUUGGUAUUGGUGUAAACAAUAUUUCAAGAAUCAACCACUCUUAUUAGUGAAAAAAUACUUCGGCGCGAAGAUUGCCAUGUAUUUUGCGUGGCUUGGCUUCUAUACGAUGAUUUUAUAUCCAGCCGCAAUUCUGGGUAUUCUUUGUACACUCUAUGGACUGUUCACUGUUAACCGUGACAUACCAAGCAACGACAUAUGUGCAAGUGACGGAAUUGGUGCAGAAGUGAUGAUGUGCCCAAAUUGUUAUCUGUUAUGUUCUUUUACAUCACUCAGCGCAAGUUGUUUUUAUACGAAGGUCACGUACGUAUUCGACAACUAUGGGACUGUAGUGUUCGCUGCAUUAAUGAGUAUAUUUUCGACGUUAUUUCUGGAACUUUGGAAGCGAUAUCAUGCAGACAUUUCAUGGAAAUGGGGACUUCUCGAUUUCGAAGUUGAUGAGUUGGUUGUGGUGAUUGCCAUCGUUUUUGGUGUGAUAAUAUAUCGAGCAAUUGUUUCAACAGUGAUGUAUAGAAAGGAUGACAUGAAGCGAUACGCGUCAUUUUUAGCAUUUUCAACGGCUGCUGUCAUAAAUCUGGCCGUCAUCUUAAUCCUCAGUCAAGUGUACACUUACAUUGCUAAAAAAUUAACUGAUUGGGAAUGUCAUCAAUACCAGUCCACGUACGACAAUAGCUAUACAUUAAAAGUUUACUUAUUUCAAUUCUUCAAUUAUUAUUCAUCCAUCUUCUAUAUUGCGUUCAUCAAGGGCAAUAUAUCAAAAGAACCAACUGGGGGUUUUUUGGGUAUGAAACCAGAAGAGUGUGAUGCGGCCGGGUGCAUGGUAGAGUUGGUCAUACAGUUGGCCAUCAUUAUGGUUGGAAAACAAUUGUGGAACUUCUUUUCUGAGACCUAUUCGACGAAAAUAAUGAACAAGAUUCGACAGUGGCAACUGUGGAUACCACAAACUAAAAAAAACAAGAUGGAACUGAAUCGAUUGGAGAAACGACUUAAGAUGCAGGAAUCGACCGAAGCGAAGAGUUGGGAGCAAGAUUAUGUAUUGACUCCUGUCACUGAACUGUUUCUUUUCGAUGAAUACCUUGAAAUGGUGAUUCAGUUUGGUUUCGUUUCCCUUUUUGUAUCUGCUUUUCCGCUGGCACCACUUUUUGCCCUGGUCAACAAUAUUUUCGAGAUUCGUACUGAUGCUCAAAAGUAUCUGGUCGAUACACAACGUCCAAAUCCACAACACGCCAAAGAUAUUGGCAUAUGGCUGACAAUCUUGAACACGAUAAGUCAAGUGGCUGUACUCAGCAACGCUUCUAUUAUCGCGUUCACAAGUGAUUUUAUACCGAAACUGGUCUAUCGCACCGUCUAUAAUCAUGAGAAUUUGUAUGGCUAUGUGAAUAAUUCGCUGUCAUAUUAUGAUGCUACAGCAAUUGAAUCUUCAACUCAUUUCGUAACAAACAUAACAGUGUGCCGGUAUCGUGAUUAUCGUUAUCCACCGUGCAGUGUCGUGCAUACAGAUGAUUGUGCGGCUAGCGAGUAUACUCGUACCGAACAGUGGUGGAUCGUUCUCACGUUUCGAUUGGUUUUUGUUUUGCUGUUCGUGAUUGUUAUAUCGGCCAUCAAAAUGUUCAUAGCAUCAAUAAUCCCGGACAUGCCAUCAAGAGUCUCGAAACAGUUACACAGACAACGCUCUGAAGUUCGUAAACAAUGUUUCACUUCAGCGAGAAGAGAUGUGUCAACAGAUUAUGAACGUAAGCCUCGAUCACGGUCACCUGAUCAUUAUGAACCCGAGAAAACCGCAGAAACGAAUCUUUCCGAUGAAAUAUCAUUUCAUUCGUGCAGCGAGAUCACCCCAUCGAACUCGGUCGUUGAACACACACUGCGCACAGAAGAAGUUGAUGCGAAACUGACCUUGCUAUUUAGUAGCACUUAA
Anisakis simplex (herring worm) is the source of this 2556-nucleotide messenger RNA. The record is from the annotation of a GenBank genome assembly. NCBI's taxonomy places the organism in Eukaryota, Metazoa, Nematoda, Chromadorea, Rhabditida, Anisakidae.